GUACUUUAUCGCAGUGAACUAGCACAAAGCAUACCUCGCUUCCUAUAAUUAAUUACCACUAGUCUCGUCUUUAUAACUUGGCGUCCCUUCGCCACAACUAAAUUCUACGAAUUGAAGUGCCUCCUGCGCCCUCUCAAAAGUCAGGGAGUUUCUUCCGCUUUCAACGAAUUUAGCGAUUAUUCCAUCAUGAUGUAACAACAGAACUCAGUGAAUCUAUACAUUCGCAUUAGUGAAGUGUUCGCGAUUUCCCUCGUUGCAAGUUUUCUCGUAAGAACUCCCGGAGGUCGUCCAGUUUGUGGAAUGUGCUUGUUGUUUGCUGUAUGUUUAGUGAGAUUUUCCCCAGGCGACUUUUUCAAAAUUUGACUGAUACGGCUACAGUUUUGUUUGAUCAUUAUCUUCAUUUUUGAAAAUUACAUUUACCAAAGUCUAUCUUAUUGUUCUGGAAUUUAAUUCGGUCAAAGUCCGAAAAUUUCUCAAUAAAUCUAUCCCCCUUUUAUCCCAUAUGGUUUAACGAUGUCGAUGCCAUCCGACUUCAUGGACCUGUUUUUCGACAGAGACACAACUGCUCUACAAUUCCUUGACAAAGACUUCAACUACAAAACCGAUGGAUUGGAGCUUUCCUCUGACAGUAACCAAUACCUCAAUAAUGAAGAAUUACCAGAUGAGUUCUUGGAUUCUAUCCUUAAGAUGGAGUCUGAAGCUUCAUUUGAUCUGCUGAAUCAGAAUGGGUUCUUAUCGGAUGAUGUUCUCACCUCUGUGGAGUCCAAUGUGGACAGCAGCUCCUGCUCUGAAAGCGGCAUGUCAAAUGAGGCCCUCCUGUCACCUUUGGUUGAUGAAUUCGAUGAUGUAGUUUCUGCUCCUUCUUCUCCCAAACAUAAAACCCCAUCACCACAUCAAAUUGAAAAGAAUGUUUCAUCAUGCCCAAAAAUUAACUCAAAGAUUUCUAAACAGCCUCGCUCUAUUCUAAUACCUGUCAAUUUACCAGGGGUGAAAACUAUUAAGGUAGUGAAUGCGAGUGGUAGGCCGUUAAACAGCGAGGCCCUUGGCAGAGUAACAAAUGCUGGGAGGAUCCUCACAUCAAAUAGUAAUGGGUCACACACGUACCCUAAACUUCAGUUAACAGCUGAAGAAAAAAGACUUAUGGAAAAAGAAGGCAUUGCUCUACCCACCCACUAUCCGUUAACAAAACAAGAAGAACGAGAAUUGAAGAGAAUUCGACGGAAAAUAAGGAACAAAAUUUCUGCGCAGGAUUCCAGGAAGCGCAAGAAGGAAUAUGUCGAUGCCCUUGAAGAAAG
Bemisia tabaci is the source of this 1295-nucleotide messenger RNA. NCBI's taxonomy places the organism in Eukaryota, Metazoa, Arthropoda, Insecta, Hemiptera, Aleyrodidae. The record is from RefSeq and is a predicted model, not a curated record.